Messenger RNA from Rhodotorula graminis WP1, 597 nucleotides. RefSeq lists its product as uncharacterized. The transcript is spliced from 2 exons. The record is from RefSeq and is a predicted model, not a curated record. Lineage: Eukaryota; Fungi; Basidiomycota; Microbotryomycetes; Sporidiobolales; Sporidiobolaceae. Bases 1 to 597 code for a protein of 198 amino acids.
AUGGCCCUUCAAGCACCUUCUCCUUGGCGGCCGCCGCCAGAGUGGGAGACACACCUGCCCACGAGCCUGGAACGUUCUUCAACCUUGACCAAAGUCGUCCCCUCGUCCGAAUCGUCGUCGUCCAGCUCGUCGCGCCAGUCCUCUCCUCUCGGCUCGGCCCGCACCCUGUCGCACCUCUUCUCGCCGAACGGCUCGGUCGGCUCGUUCUUCUCGACCAUCUCGUCCCUCGCGUCGUCGUCGCCGUCAACGCCCUCAGACGAGGACUCGCCCGACGCGACCAAAUCGGCCCCCAGCCGCCUCCCGACCCGUCACCCGAAAGGGCCGGCCAUGUUCGUCCGCCGCUCGACGAGCGCGGUCGCGACGCUCCCGAACCUGUCGUCGAGAGCUCAGCAGGAGCAGGGCAACCAGCGGGACCGCGAGGCGCAGCAGCGCAAGCGCGCGUCGGCGCCGCCGGGCCACCUGGCAGCGUCGGCGGCCACGGCGGGCUUGACGACCAGCACGAUGGGAGGCGAGCUGUCAAACUGGAUGGACGCGGUCGCGCUCGUGGGCAGGCAGGUGCAGGCGAGCAAGGACGAACACGAGCCGGGCGGGACCUGA